UUCAAAUGAAUAAAUACAUGAAUAAAUCAUAUGGAAAAAAGCACACACUGCAGGGGCCUGAUUAAGGACAGUAAAGAAAUAUUGGGCUACAGGCUGAGAUGAAUGAUGUUUCAGUUAACAAAAACAACUCUAAAUGAAGCACAAGACUUCAUCAAAUGUUUCCUACUCCCUUUUAUUUAAAAGAACUGUGCGAUUCAUGCUGCUUCUCCAUGUUUGGUUCUGGUUCUAUACCUUGAAUACGUUCAUGGUCACCUGGUCAUAUUGUAAUGUAGAGCUGUGUGUCAUCUGCGUGGUAACUCAACUUAUCUAAUCAAUUAUUUUCUCUAACAGAUAGAAUUAAAGGUCUUCAAGAUAUGAACAUUGCAAUAGAUGUUUAUGGCUGUAUUACACCAUUUCCGCCAACAGGUGGCAUAAUUGACUGCGAAUACUUUGGACUGCCAGACUUCAGCGCCCUCUUGUGGUGGGGAAAUACUAUAGCAAUGAGAAGAAAAUUCAGCAGCUCGCUAUAAUUCUAAUGACGUUUUAAGCAGAAAUGAUCAGACUGUUUUAAUCCGACUGCGUUUAUAUGCUUUUUGUUAUAUUUAGAUGUGAUUUUAAAAGAAAACCGCAGUUUUUUUUUUUAGAGAACAGCAGAUUAAAUAAAUUCACCCCCCUCCUCUUCUUCUUCCCUCUCAUCUCAUCUCUCCUCUCUCCUCUUCGUCACUGAUCUUCAGCUCUUCUCGGAGUCAUGAGGGGGCGCUGUAGCUGGUGAACAUGGCCAACGCCGUGGUUUCCUAUGACCAUCUGGCCCUCCAGGUGGAGGUUCUCCGGAAGGAGAACUCCCACCUGAGGAGAGAGCUGGAGGACAACUCACACCACCUGUGCAAACUGGAGACAGAGACAUUUGGCAUGAAGGAGAUGUUGAAGCAGCUGCAGAGUAAACUGGAGCAGGAGGCAGGAAACCUGGCCUCAUCUGGGAGAACUGACGUGCUGCACCAGCUCAAAGAGCUCUACAUGGACCUCACCAACUACUAUGAACUCAAACACCAACCUCACAACCUGAGGCUUCUAACCUCUGGUCUGGGAGGGCCAGGCAUGAGAAGCAUCACAGGUGCCGGGCCAGGUUUGAGUGGAAGUGUGGAACUAGAGGAUCACUUGGCUCUGCCUCCAUCUUCCUGCUGCUCCUCCUCCUCAUCUAUGGCUGCGGUGAACAGAGCCAGGAGCCCGCUCCGAGCGGCGUCUCGCCAAAGCAUGGUGUCUACUGGGGAGGCCGCCAUCAUGCUGCCAAAUCACUUACUGGAUGGAGCUCCACCCCAGACAGCUGUGAUUAGUGAAGGAGAUGGGCGGUUGAGUGACCAUCACUUUGAGGAGCUGUACAAGGAGAGGAACCUUUUGCUGGGAGAGAUUGACCGUGAGGAACGGGAACGCCUGGAGGUCCUCUCCCAUACAUGUCACAGGCUGGCACAGCUGCCACGCAUCGAUGAGAUUUCUCUGCAGUUAGAUCUAAUCCGACAGAAUCUGGAGGAUAAAGUCCAUCGAUCUUUAAUUGCGGAUCACUACUUAGCCAGCAAUGAGAUGGUGCACAGAACUCAGAUGCGUGCAGCUCGCCUGGAGCAGCUGGAAAAAGAGCUUCAGGAAGCCCGAGGGAGUCAGGAGAGCCAGCUACAGCUGUCUGGAGCUGAGAAGCCUCCCGCUGGAGAACCAGAGAACAGCGGCUCAUCGUCGUCUGCAGCUGCAGGAGCUGAAGCUGCAGACGGAGGCAGCAAGGUGGAGAUGGUCUUCUGGCUGCUCUCCAUGCUGGCGAACAGGGACAAGGAUGAGAUGUCCCGGACUCUUCUGGCCCUGUCCAGCUCUCAGGAUAGCUGCAUCGCCAUGAGAAAAUCUGGCUGUGUCCCCUUGCUUGUUCAGAUCUUGCACGAAGUUCCUGGUGGCGUUCCGGGGGAGACGACAGGUGGUGGCACCUCAACUGGCUGCAGCCGAGACACCAAAUCCAGAGCGAGCGCUGCCCUCCACAACAUCAUCUUCUCGCAGCAGGAUGAAGGUCAGGCCCACCGGGAGAUGCGGGUCCUGCACCUGCUGGAGCAGAUCCGGACCUACUGCGACAGUGGCUGGGACUGGCUUGAGAAUCAUGCAGUGACGCCAUCACCCGGAGGGACCAAAACCUCUGGUGCAGAUAUUCCUGAACUUGUGGACCCUCAGAUCUGUCAGGCAAUGUGUGCCAUCAUGAAGAUGUCCUUCGAAGAGGAAUACAGACGCGCUAUGAAUGAAUUAGGUUGUCUGCAGGUGGUGGCAGAUCUCAUCCACCUUGAACAGGAUAUGUAUGGCAUGCAGAGUGACCCCAUCAACAUGGCUCUGCGCCGCUAUGCUGGGAUGGCUGUGACCAACCUCACCUUCGGCGACGUCGUCAAUAAGGCCACCCUGUGUUCGAGGAAGAGCUGUCUCCAGGCUCUGGUUGCCCAGCUGUCCUCAGACAGCGAGGAGCUUCAUCAGGUGGUCUCCAGCAUCAUGAGGAACCUCUCCUGGAGGGCCGACAUCAGCACCAAGAGAGUUCUGAGAGACAUCAGCUGUGUGUCUGCACUCAUGACCUGUGCCCUGCAGGCAACCAAGGAGUCAACUUUAAAGAGUGUUCUGAGUGCUCUGUGGAACCUCUCAGCCCACAACAUUGACAACAAAGUGGCGAUCUGUUCGGUGGACGGAUCUUUGGGUUUCCUGGUCAGCACGCUGACCUACCGCUGUCAGACUAACUCGCUCGCCAUCAUUGAAAGCGGAGGUGGGAUACUUCGAAACGUGUCGAGUCUGAUUGCCACCCGAGAGGACUACAGACAAAUCUUGCGGGACCACAACUGUCUCCAGACUCUACUGCAGCACCUGCGCUCUCACAGCUUGACCAUAGUGAGCAAUGCCUGCGGGACUCUCUGGAACCUUUCAGCCAGGAGUCCCAAAGACCAGGAGCUGCUAUGGGACCUAGGGGCAGUUAGCAUGCUGCGCAACCUCAUCCACUCGAAACACAAGAUGAUUGCCAUGGGCAGUGCUGCAGCUUUAAGGAACCUCCUCACAAAUCGACCUUUGAAAUACAAGGAUACUGCAGUGCUCUCCCCUGGCUCCUGUGUGCCCUCCCUCUAUAUGAGGAAACAGAAAGCUUUUGAAGCUGAGCUGAAUGCCAAACACCUAGCUGAGACCUUUGAUACACUUGAGAAACAGAGCUCCAAGCAUCUGAGCCUCAACAAACCUCUUAGGCACAUUGAGAGUCUGGCAAAGGAUUAUGCCUCUGAUUCUGGUUGCUUUGAUGAUGACGAAGCCCCCAAUAACUCCAGCAGCUUGGAUACUGGUAGCUUCUCUAUGCUGCCCAUGUAUCUUACCAACUCUAACUUUGUGCAAAAUCAGACCCCUAGGAGGGAUAAUGAGCCUGAGAGAGAUACAGACUUGCCUCAGAUGGUGGAGAAGAAACAUGCUCCUCCUGAUGAUGUGGUCUCUGCUGCAGCAGAGAAGCUCGCAAAGAAGAUUACCAACACAGUUGCAAAAAUCGACAGACUAGUGGACGAUAUCACCAUGCACACAUCCUCUGAGGACAGUUUUAGCCUCAGCUCUGAGGACCACCUGGCAGACUGGCCUUAUGGACAGAAUGAGCUUAACGAAGCCCGAGCAAAUUCAUGUUCCCCUUGCCGUCUGUCUGAUGUGAGCAGCUUAGCCUACAGAGGACGCCUCAACAGAGCACACGCCCUUUUACGACUCAAAACCACCCACACAAGUGUGUCAACAGAUAGCCUGAACAGUGGCAGCACCAGUGAUGGAUACUGUGGCAGCAAAGACCAAGUUCGACCUGCUCCAAAGGCUCUACCAAUCCAACAACAACGACCCAACCAACUUGACCUCAAAGUGGCCCAUCAGGAACAUCUCAAUGUAGGAUCUGCUGUUCUGAAUCAGACUAACCAGCUGGAUAUUCCAGAAAGAGAUUCAAUGGAUAAUAAAGUUAUGGACCUCGUGGAGCUCAGCAACACAGACAUCGAAAAGAACCAAGAACCACCAGUACAAACACCUGUCAGUGCGUCCACUAAAGUAUCUUCUGAUGUAAGCAUGACAUCGAUUAAACUUUCUCCUAGUUAUCAACAGGUCCCACUCAUUCAGAGUGUGGCAAAAUUUGGGGUUGCAAAGACAGCCAUCAAUGUUCAGGCUGCUCAGGCGAUGAGGAGGCAAGCAUGGGUGCCCACUGCAAUGACUGGUGGAAGUAUUACAAAAUUUUCUCCAAUGAAUUCCACCAGAAGUCCAACAGUUGGGACAAUGGAAACUGUCCAGAAAUAUUCAGUGGAAAACACUCCAAUCUGCUUCUCUCGCUGCAGCUCACUGUCCUCACUCUCUUCUGGUGACGGUGGGCUGGACGGACAAAGUGAGAAUGAGCUGGAGAGUGACUCAUCUUUGGAGAUAAUUGAGGUGGAUGAUGGCGAAGAAGUGAAGAAAAUGCAAGAAGAUGAAACUUUAGAGGAUCUGAGCGACAGCCAGUUGCUGAUGACAGACUCAAAAACCCUGCCCAGCAAAGAGAAAAAUCCCAUUGAGAUCUCUCGUACUCCCAAAAAGGAAAAGGUUUUCCUUAGGGGAGCUUCACCUGCUAUAAAUGAAGACAGAUCUCCAUCCAGUUCCUCUGAGAACUAUAUCCAUGAUACACCUCUAGUUCUAAGCCGCUGUAGCUCUGUAAGCUCACUGGGCAGUUUUGAGUCUCCCUCCAUUGCCAGUUCAAUCCAAAGUGAUCCAUGUAGUGAGAUGAUUGAUGGAACAAUAAGUCCCAGUGAUCUUCCAGACAGCCCAGGCCAAACUAUGCCUCCUAGUCGGAGUAAAACUCCAUGCUGUGUUGAGUCCAAUGUACCAGAGACACAGAUCACAGGGAUGCCAGGACAGUGGGAAAACAGCCUGCGGAAGUUCAUAGAGAUCACAGAUUCCAAGGAGAGGUUCAACCUUCCCGAUCUGGAAACCAUGAUCUAUUUUACAGUUGAAAAACCCACAGAAAACUUCUCUUGUGCUUCCAGCUUGAGUGCUUUGCCUCUUCACGAGCACUACAUCCAGAAAGACGUGGAGUUGAAAUUAACCCCGCUACUCCAAAAUGACGAGACUCUCCCAUACCCAGAUGAGGAUGAAGAAGGGUUCGACAACGGGGAACGAUACAGCGAGGGCAACUCAGAGGAAGACAUAGAAAUCCUGAAGGAAUGCAUCAACUCAGCAAUGCCUUCAAAGUUUAGGAAAGUAAGAUCUUCCCUGGUGACUACAAUUCCCUCCAACCUACUCAAGUCCCAGAUCCGAAAACCAAUGCAACUCCAAUUUAACGUGCUUCCAAAUGGUAAAACCCAAAUUUGUUCUAGAAGGAGAAAUAUAUACCAACAAAAAGACUUGAGGUUGGACGAUUCUUCCUUUACAGACUCUGCAGAGGGUACACCUGUUAACUUCUCUAGCACAACAUCUUUAAGUGAUGAAACUCUUCAGUAUCCCCUAAAGAACAGGGGGGCUAAAGACUGCACAGCUAAAGGCCUAAGCAAACAGGAUCUGAUGGACAAUGAUGCAAAGAGGAUUGAAGACUUGAGGAUAUUUUCACACUUCCACAAACCACACGGGACACACUACCCACCUGAGAUACAAAUGAGCCGAACCGCCAAACAUGUGAUUCCCACUCAGAAGCUGCUGAUGCAGAGCAAAGAGGUAGCUGACCGAGUGGCUAGCCUAAAAAAUCGGGAUCGAUCUCCUAAUCAACAGACUAGGCAGCAAGGUCAAGGCUCCUACAGGAAAUUGGACCUGCCAGUUAUAAAACAAAACACAGAAGGUAACAUCAACUCUAAAACACAAAAAGAAAACAAAAUGUUUCGACAAAUGACGCAUUCUUCAGAGGACAGUAACGAUUUCUAUGGUGACAACAAUGAAGACGUAAUCAAACGAGCAAGCAGAAAACAGAUGAAGGAAGCAAAUAGAAGCACUCUGUCCCGAAGCAUGACAAAUAUAGGCCGGAUAGAUAAUUCCCAGGGAAAGCCCAGAGGAUUUCAGAGAUUAAAACAAAAUCUUUUACGGGACGAGUCCCUGGCAUGUUACUCACUCAGCUCCUCAGUCAGUUCACUCAGUGAUGCUGAAUUUGAUGAACAUAAAUCAAAAGCCCAGCAAAUGUGGUUUAAAAACAGACACAAUAAAACCCUCAAUAUGGCACAACAAACAAAGGGUGUUACCAUGCACUGUCAGUAUGAAGAACAAAGCUCACCGAGCUCUGUCAGCAUGGACUCAGAGGAUGACCUUCUGCAAAAAUGCAUAACCUCUGCUAUGCCCAAGCAGAGACGGAAAAUUACUGCUAGGAAGAAGAAAACAGAAAAUAGUCAUAAACAAAAGGACUCUGACAGGUGGGACAUGAAUGAAGAAAUGGACAGUGAUGAUACAGGAUGGGAUAAUGAUUCUGACCUCAACAGUGUUGAGUGGAGAGCCAUACAGGAAGGUGCUAACUGUGUUGUCACUGGGCUGCAAGCCUCAAAAUCUCAUGAGCCAUCAUCUGAAGAGACAGAGUCAGUUCUGUCUUUUAUGUCUGCAUCCAGCUUUACACCUAAAGAAAAGAAGUUUGCGAAAGAGAAAAAGGCAAAUAAACCUCUAGAUUUUGCACAACGAAAGCCAAUUCCCAACUUACCAGUUGUGUUUAGAGGCAGGACAGUGACCUACACACCACAGCAAGUGACGGCUCCAUCACAAAGACCUCCUCAAAGAAAAAUGCCAAGCAAGACAGAUGCUCCAAAGAACCCAAACCUUGCUCAACACAGGUCAAAGAGCCUUCACAGACUAGGCCAGCCCCAAGACACAGAACUGUCUCUUCCAAAGAGGAGCUCUACUCCACCUCCAAGGAUACCAAAAAGCUCAUCCUCUGGAUCAUCACAGAGCUCCACACCAUCCAAGCAGUCACAGAGGAAAAUAACAUCCCCAACUCAGACAAGUAAUUCAGUCCAGAAAAAUACUUGCUCAUCAAGUAGUAGCUCUCCUGCCAGUAGCCCCCCUGAAAGAAAAGGACGUUCUCCUGUUGUUAAUAAAAAUGAGAAAUCUCCCCCACCUAAAACUCAGAAGUCACCCGUCCGCAUACCUUUUAUGCAGAACUCAGCCCGGCAGCCCCGGCCUCUAUCACCACUGGUAACUAACCAAACCUCACCUAAACGAAGUAAUCAGAUUAACGGCAAAAGACUGUCACCAGCCAAUCGAUAUGACAUGGUUAGGAUGACGUCUGUUCAUUCAAGCAGUGGUGAAUCCGAUCGAAAUGGAUUUCUGAGACAGCUGACUUUUAUUAAGGAAUCAAGGACAGCAUUUAGACGAGAUGGCUCUCCUCACAAUACACCAGGAUCACAAAACAGAUCCCCUCGAAGGGCAGCUCCUGGAACUUCGGCUGUGUUCCUGUGCUCAUCACGUUGUCAGGAGCUAAAGGUUGCAGUGCAAGCCCCAAAAAGAGUGCAGGUAAAAGAUCCUGGAAAAGUUCAGCAAGCCCAAAGGCCAAGUCCUGGCCUUCAAAAGCAGACUACAACUUUGUCAAGAGCAACAUCCAGCGAAAGAGAUCUUGCUGCAAGACGGCCAGCACGAAGAACUAGUUCUGAAAGUCCCUGCAGGGUAGCCCAGCGAAGUGCGGCCAGCAGAAUCUCUGGAGUCAGGCACCAACAGGACCAAGACAUCUUUAAGCGUCAUGCUUCAUCGCCAAGCAUAAAUUUACUCAGUCGGGUUACCAGCCGUUCUUCGCUGCGCUCGUCAUCAUCUGAUUCAAGUGGAAGAGCAAAAAGCGAGGAUGACACAAAGAAGAAAGGGCAGAGAUCCACAUCGCGACGGAAUAUUGGAGUUACUUGGCGGAGAAUCAGGGAUGAAGAUGUACCUCAGAUCUUGAAAAGCACUCUGCCAGCCAAUGCAUUACCUCUGGUGCCUUCCCCUGACGGGGAGAAGCCAAAGCCACCCGCGCUUCCAGGAAAACUGCCAACAAUAGUGCUUGCAUCUCGUAAGACAACUGACGCAACAGUCCAGACAGAAGAUUUAUCCAAUGACAAGACUAACUCAAGCACUUCUCUGACAGCUGAAACAGCACCAGUGAUCUCUGAGGAAGAGGCGAGACUGGCUCUACUUAGGAAAUUCAGUGCUGCCUCUGGCAGUAACCAUCAGGAUGCAGAUUCAGAUGGUUCAUUGAAGAGCUUCAGCACUACUGGUACAUCAGACAGCCAUGUUGGUGGAGUUGUCACUUUCCGUCAGGGAUCCCCGAGCAAGGCUGCCAGAGUCACUCCAUUUAAUUACAUCCCCAGUCCCAUGGCCUGCUGCCUGCAAGACCCGCAAAGCCAGAUGGCUAUAAUGACUGAAAAAGCUGAGGAGAAAAUGUAGUUGUAGGGUAUUUGGUAUAUUACUAAUCAGCAUGAAUGGCUGGAGACCGGAGCUCAGCACUAAAAUGGAACAAGUGUGCUGGUCCUAUACCUCAGAAAUUUACCCUUUAUCCUGCCCCAUACAUUUAAUUCUAAGUUUGUUUCUCUGAACAACCGAUCAUAGCUUCCAUUUACCGUUCCUACGAAGUUGGAUGUAUGCAUGGAGACAGACUGGCCCAAAUGGACCACGAAAAAUAUUUAGUGAUGCCCUUCAGAACACAUCUUUCCAGGAAAUUGCAUUUUUUUUAUACUUUUUUUUGUAUUUGUAGAUUAAUCAUUGCCUGAUAGAACUGUAGUCGAAGCUUAAAAGACAACGAACUUUUUCCAGCACAUAAAUCACAAACUGUCUCUUGGAAACAAUCAAUUUGAACAAUGUUAUGCAAAGUUUUCAAUGCCUGCUCAGUUGGCUGAGAAGGUUCAAACUGUGCUGGACUAAAGACAAAUGCAAAUUCUCACCAACGAGACACACACACACACAAGAAUUUGUAAAGUAUUUUUUAACGCAUUGGAAAUCAAAGCUUUUGACCACUUGACACCUAAGAUGCUCCAGCACCAGUAGACGUAUAGAGGUCAUUUGUGAUGAGACAUUUCUCCAAAUGAAUACAUCACUGCUGUUACAAAUGUCUAUUUGUACUCAAGCUGUACACAGGUGGACAUUACAAUUUUAUUCUUUUCUUAUGAAUUUGUUGAAACAACUUUGGAUGUAUGUAGGCAACUUAACAUAGCCAUAGACAUGAUACAUGAAAGACCAAGGCAUAAAGCAUUGCGACAAGUUCAAAGUUGAUGUAAAAACUAGGCCAACUUCUGUUUUUAAGUAUAACAAAAACUGUUUUGAAAACACCUUCAGCCAUAAUAUAUUAGAGUAGGUGCUGUGGAUAAAUCUCACCUCAUAAAUACAAAUAAUUGAUUUCCACAGUAUUGGCAUACAUUGAUCUUCUCUUGAUUGCACAAUAUCUGUAUUUACCAGUCAUAUUAAGGUCACAUUGCUGCCGAGAUCAAUAAUUAACCCUGAAUUUUGCGGAGUUCUGAUUUCAAUAGUAUGAUGCAGAGUAGCUCAAACAGGUCCUGAUUUCUGCUUCACUUAGACUGAGUGGAUGAUCAUUUUACUUUAAAGUAAGCCCUUACCACAAAUGUUUCCAAUGUCAGAAACUGCACCAUGUUUAUUUUACCACAAAAUACAAAAAUGUAGUGUCUGUUUCUGUUGCAUUCUACAAUUCUGUUUCUGAAUCAGUAUUGUACAUAACACAUAUACUAAAACCUGCUGAGUGUUAACUGCUGACAGCAUGCUCAUUGUAUACUUACUGUGUACAUACACCUGUAGACAUCGCAGGUACUGAAUAAUGCCAUUAUGUAAUUCAGAAGGGAAAUAUUUUCCAAGUCUAAUGUCAUCUGUAUUUUUGUGACGCAAAAACAUGUAAAAAUGCAAACUGUACAUUGAUGAACAACAUAGCCACAGGCAUCUGUGAAUGCAUUGGGAUAUUUGAUUUUGCUGAUAUUUUCAGGUACUGUUUGCUAUUGAGUAUGUCAAGAAUAUAUCAGUGGUGGUUUGGCUUUACCCACGGGAGAAGGUACAAAGUUAAGACUGAUGAGCAGUAAGCAGAGACAUCUAAGGCUGGAUAUGUUGUCAGACAUUUAGUCUUUUUAGUCGCAGGCUUCUUAAAAUGACUACGCCCCCUUCGACCACUGCAUUCUAGAAAUUCACAUAAGGCAAUAAAGUCAAUAAAGUCAAAUAAUCACUUAAUGUUCAUUCUACUGAGCUCUUCCCUUGUGCCUGUUCUCCUUCUCAUUCUGCAGUGAAGCUAAGGAGAAGCUUGUGUAUUCAUUUUCAUGAAACUCAGGCAAAACAAAAGGUCUGCAACUAGGACUCUGUUUCCAUCACUCAUGAAAGUGCCAGCCAAUAAACUAAUAUGGUUCUGGUUUAUUUGUAAGCAUCACAGCCAUAGUGGUUAACAUUGUAAUGUUAAUUACUAGCAUAAUUUGGCUAAAAUUCCACUGUAUUACACAUUCCAUAGGCUAGACAUGGGCAUGAAAAGGCUUUUGGUUAGCAUAGCUAUGCUAAUAAAUAGCAUAAAUAGGCUUUUAGUUAGCGUUGAAAUGCUAAUAACUAGCAUAUUUAGGCUAAUGACUUAUUGGACCACACACUCCUUCGGCUGUGAAUGUAUGCAGGGAAAUAACUUGCGUGUUUGUGUAUUACACAUUCAAUAUCCUUGACAUUGGCAUGAAUAUGCUUUCAAUUACCAUGGUAAUGCUAAUAAAUAGCACACUUGUUCACUGGACUACACACUCCCUUGGCUCAACGUUAUCAUGAAUAGGGUUUGUAUUCCCAUGAAGUUGCUAAUGACCAGAAUGUUUAAACUAAUGAGUCACUGGAAUACAAUUAUACAGGCUAGUCGUUCGCAUAAUACAGUUGAUGUUAAUUUACUUUAAUGGCAUAACUGAAUGUGUGACUCAAGACAGGUUGCAGCUAUCAGGUAACGACAAGCAUCACAAUAGGCUACCAUAUUCUGAGGCUGAAACCUACACAAUCUUUCACUGUUAGGACACUACUCUUAAGUUACAAUUACGAUAUAUUACCUCUGCUGACUGCUUUAUGGUCCAACUUUGUUCCUGAUACUACAGGUCUUUUGGUGGUCUUCAUUAGAGUUCUUCUCUGCAACUCUGUACAUGUUAAUAUCUGCUUAAAUGUGUUGCUGUAAAAGUAGCGAUAGGUGGUGAUUAUAAAGACAAUGAAAAUUCA
Molecule: messenger RNA, 11106 nt
Organism: Girardinichthys multiradiatus
Lineage: Eukaryota; Metazoa; Chordata; Actinopteri; Cyprinodontiformes; Goodeidae
Gene: apc2
Product: APC regulator of WNT signaling pathway 2
Exons: 14
Coding region: 754-8331 (2525 amino acids)
Biological process (GO): pattern specification process; negative regulation of canonical Wnt signaling pathway; cell migration
Cellular component (GO): cytoplasmic microtubule; catenin complex; beta-catenin destruction complex
Molecular function (GO): microtubule binding; gamma-catenin binding; beta-catenin binding
Source: RefSeq, a predicted model, not a curated record